UUCGUACACUACAUGGACUUUUUCUCACCUGGAUAACGAAAAUUGCAUAUGGAUUGGUGUUAUCCCUUUCUUGUGUGUUCCAUUUCUGAAGUACGUUUAUGUGCUCGUACUAACACACCGGAAUGUAUUUUUAGAAAAGAGAGCAUCACCACCGUUUAAUAUUCUCAUCUUUUUCUCUCGCUAUUUUUUCUUUCAUUUUUUUAUCUAUCGAGAGUGAGCAGCCAAUCCCUGUAGUAUUUUAUUCGCUACUUUAACUCGGCCAUAGUAUCAUAUCUUUUUGCUCCGUCGGCGGGUGUUGAAAGCAUAAGCGGAUUAGUGUAUGCACCAGUUGGGUGCGAGGAAGGGAAAGCAGCAAGCUGAGAUGUCGCAAUCUUCAUAGAGAGUUUCCUUUUCGUGUCGCAUCUGCAUCCUUUCUCUUUCUCCUAGUCCUUAUUCUCUUCGGCUGACCAGUUAAUUAAAAAGGCUUAAAAAUUGAGACCACGGGAGCAUUCACCGGACCUAUCAUGUUCACUACAAACAACAUCCAGGCCGGUACACCGGUCGGGAUACAGUACCAAACGACAACGGCUGAUGUGAAUAAACAGGUGAAAAUAGACGGCCAAAAGACGAACCAGCAGACGCCAGAGUUUUCAACUUUUUACGCCAAUGUCAACAUGAUCCAGAAACUAACCCCGACGUCGCAGGCUUUGAGUACCGUUAAUCUUGCUCAGCUGGCCGAUGACACCAAGACCGUACAGUAUUUGCAACCGUUUAGCUAUGCAAAUUGCGCUCUUGUCAAUCAAAUGCAGAUACCGAAUGGGGUCACAGGGAUUACCGUCGAUGGCCGGCAACUGGUCGUCAAUAAACCUAUCGCAAACACAAUUUCCAACAUCAGCUUCAAAUGUGACGUGUGUGGUCUGAUGUUCAACCAUUUAACUUUGUUGAACCAUCACAAACGCACGCACAAUCAGGAUGGAGAGUCAACUUCGGAUGCCAUCACUGUGGUCACCCAACCUCAGAAUCUAGUACAAGCGCAAAACAUUAUUUCGGAAACCGGCCAAAACUUGGGCCAAAUUCAAAUUGUUGCCACCGAAGCACUGGAUCCGGCACCGCAACAAGCAGUUCAGCAGCAGCUAGAGCAACAGCAGCAGCAGCAACAACAACAGCAGCAGCAGCAACAACACCAACAUCAACAACAGCAACAGCAUCAACAAGUUGUUCACGUUACACAUAUGAAACAGGAAAAGGUCCAGAAAUGCAUUACAUGCGGGGGUCCAAUUCAGAACAAUCCGAAGCGCAAAGGACCCAAAUUGAUCCGCUGUGAGACUUGUAUCAGCAAUGAUAAUGCCCACAACGUGACUAGACCGACGCAAAUUUUUGUGGCUCCAGAUGGCGAUAUAAAGUUCGAAAUCGGCGAAAUUCCCAACACCUCCAGCAGUAGUUCUUCGAUGGAGUCGUUGAUGCCGGCCCAGAUCACCACCAUCAAGACGGAACACAACGCACCACCGGCGCCCGUGCAGGCCCACCCGGUGAAAAAACGAAAUAUGGCCACGGUUACCAAGUGUAACAAGUGCAACGGUUCGGGUGUAAUCAUAGUUGGAGGUCAGAAAAAGCAUUUGCAGCAAGCACCGAAUACGGUCCAUCAGCAUCAAACACAAGAAAAACCGUUCACGUGUAAUACCUGCGGCGGAAGGUUCUCCCGGUACUCCAGCUUGUGGUCCCACAAAAAGUUACACUCCGGCGAAAAGAACUACAAAUGUGGCAUAUGUGGAAUAGCAUUUGCAAAAGCAGUUUACUUGAAAAACCAUACGAGGAUACACACUGGCGAAAAGCCGUACAAAUGCGGAACCUGUGGUAUGCAAUUUUCACAAUCACCGCACUUGAAGAAUCACGAGAGAACACACAGUGGAGAGAAACCGUACGUUUGCGAGGUAUGCGAUAAAGGAUUCGCGCGACACGCCACCCUCUGGAAUCACCGGCGCAUUCACACUGGCGAGAAACCGUACAAGUGCAACCGCUGUCAGUCAGCUUUCAGCCAGGCUGCUCAUCUGAAGAAUCACGAGAAGGUUCACUCUGGAUUGAAACCGUUCAAAUGUGACAUAUGUUCAGCAGCAUUUGCCGAUCGGUUCGCCCUGAAGCGACAUCGCGGCAUUCAUGAGAAAUAUGGCCAAACAGCGCCACUCCACCAGAACCAGAUAGUUCACAAGGAGGAAAUAAUCGAAAUGGACGAAAGGUCCGGAGAGGUAGUAAUCGGCACGAUGUAAAACUGCCAUCGAAAUUUAGUAUGUAUGUACUUGUUUUUUUUCCUAUAAGCACAAGCUGCAGACGCAGCUUUGCUCCGUCAACCGAUUCAAGUCGGUUUGUUUUAUGGUACUAAUCAUUGGACAGAUUUAGUCAGAUUCUAGAUUAAUUUUAUUCUGUUCCCUCAGCAUCAGUGAACUCGAUUGUGUAGUUCAUAUUCGAAAAGUAGUUACAUUGUUUCGAAGCCAUAUUGCUACCAUUUUUUGUAAUUGUUCAUUUUAAUAUUCACCUUCGAUAAUAGUGAUAAAUGACUUUUAAAGAAAUAAAAGAGAAAACUUACGGGGAUUUUUGAGAAAAUAUCAAUGUAGUUUUAUUACAGAUCUUCUAGAGAUAGAGCAACUGACGUUCGGCGGUUAUUGUGAGCACAUUUCAUCUAACGCUGUAAAGCUAUGUAUAAAGAUUAGAACCAAUCUUAAGAAAAGAAAAGAUUUAUAAUAUAAAAGACGUCAAUAUGAAAUAAUAUAAGAAAAACUGUAUAUUAAACCACGUUUUAUGAAUAAUUUCAAUAGUAAAGGUGUCACAAUACUUUUUUUGUCCUUAAUUCGUCACUUUUGUUUUUGCUUUACAUAAUUCUAGGCGGCAUUCUUGGCCUAUUUCGUAAGUUAAUAAUAAUUCGUUAGCGUACAAAUUAGUUAUGAAAAAAUAAACUGAAUAAAAAAAAAAACAAUCCUAUACGAUUUCUGUCUGUAAAUAAAAUAGCGUCUGUUCAUCUUGUUGAUCAAAACAAAUGUGUAAGUGGCAAUAAGUUUUUACAAUAAAUAUUGCAGCGAAAAAUUAAA
Messenger RNA from Wyeomyia smithii (pitcher-plant mosquito), 3059 nucleotides. It is a transcript of the gene Clamp, whose product is annotated as zinc finger protein 600. Gene Ontology annotation, cellular component: nucleus. Gene Ontology annotation, biological process: regulation of transcription by RNA polymerase II. NCBI's taxonomy places the organism in Eukaryota, Metazoa, Arthropoda, Insecta, Diptera, Culicidae. Bases 504 to 2243 code for a protein of 579 amino acids. The record is from RefSeq and is a predicted model, not a curated record. Gene Ontology annotation, molecular function: RNA polymerase II cis-regulatory region sequence-specific DNA binding; DNA-binding transcription factor activity, RNA polymerase II-specific. The transcript has 8 exons.